AUGAUGCGUGACCAGCCUUACGUGGGGUCGCACCACUAUUCCGCCCAAAACAUGGCCGACGGCGGAGACCUGUCCUACCUCGAUUAUUAUUUCGAGCAGGACGCUGUGCCUGCGUCUCUGCCGGCUCCGGCGAACCCGCAGGGGAGCAAGAAGAGGGGGGCGUCGGCGAUGGAGGUUGACGCGCCGCAGGGGCAGGGCGUGGUGGGUCUGUGGAGUGAGAUGGUGGCGGAGGAUCAGCCGGGGUUUAAGAGGCAGAACUCGCUGUGGGAGUCAAUGGAUACCGGUGGCGGGCUAGCGCUUCAUGUGGUGGAGUCGUCGGUCUCGGCGGCGCGGGGGUCCAAGCGGCAGCGCUCUCCGUCGGGCUCGAUUGAGACCGCCAGCGGCGGGAGCAAUGAGGACGGCGGAAGCGAGACCGUCAAUGAGUCUCUGGCGUUGGCCACGGUGACGGGGGAGAAGGGCGGGAGGCGGCUGUGGAAGAAGGACCGCCACAACGAGUGGUGGGACACGGCUAGCAGCUCGGGCUACCCGGCGGCGGACUUCAGCCACCAUUUCCGCAUGUCCCCCUACACGUUCCAGGUUCUGUGCGAGCAGCUGGCGGCCGCCGUCCACAAGGAGGACACCGCGCUGCGCGCCGCCAUCCCCGUGCAGAAGCGCGUCGCCGUCUGCGUCUGGCGCCUCGCCACCGGGGAGCCCCUCCGCAAGGUCGCCGAUCGCUUCGCCAUCGGGGUCUCCACCUGCCACAAGCUCGUGCUCGACGUCUGCGCCGCCAUCGAGGCCACGGUCGUGCCCAACGUCAUCCGGUGGCCGGACCCCGCCGCCAUGGCCACCAACGCCGCCAAGUUCGAGGCCUUGUCGGGCAUCCCGGGCAUCAUCGGCGCCGUCUACACCACCCACGUGGCCAUCAUCGCGCCCAAGCACCACGUCAUCAACUACUUAACCCCCCGCGCCACGGCGCGCAAGAGCAAGACCUGCUACAGCAUCACCCUGCAGGCGUCGGUGGACGCGGACGGGACCUUCACCGACGUCCGCGUCAGCCCCGGCGCCAUGACCGGCGACCAAACCCUCCUCCUCUGGUCGAUGAACAAGCCGAAGCUUACCGGGGAGACCCUUGGCGAGGGCAUGCGCCUGGUCGGCGGCGCCGGCUACCCGCUCACGGACUGGAUGCUGGUGCCCUACUCCCACCACAACCUGACGUGGACGCAGCACGAGUUCAACGGGAGACUGGCAAUGGCGCGCGCCGUCGCCGUCGGCGCGUUCCAGAGGCUCAAGGCGCGCUGGGCCUGCCUCCAGAGGCGCACCGAGGUCAAGGUGGACGACCUUUCCGUCAUGCUCGGCGCCUGCUGCGCGCUCCACAACAUCUGCGAGCGCAGCGGCGAACCCUUGGACCUCCAGCUGCUGCAGGGCCUGGAGCUCGACCUAGACGACGACGACGACCACAUGGUCGCCAAUGACCCCGUGCCCUCCCCCGCCGCCGAGCAAAUGCGAGACACCAUCGCCCACAACAUGCUUCACCAUGGCAACAAGCUGGCCGGCGCUGGGACGUCUUUCUACUAG
Molecule: messenger RNA, 1554 nt
Organism: Triticum turgidum subsp. durum (durum wheat)
Lineage: Eukaryota; Viridiplantae; Streptophyta; Magnoliopsida; Poales; Poaceae
Source: the annotation of a GenBank genome assembly